AUCUUUUUCUUGUUUCUUUAAUCUAUUACAGUUUUUUCACAAAUACAAUAUUCUAAUUAUACCAUUUUCUCACAUAACUAUCAAUUGCUUACUAUAUCCUUUUUCUAACCAAUGGUAACAUUGAUCCCAUAUCUUAAAGUAUUCUGAAUCCUCCCUUUUUUUGAUCAUCAGAGUUAAUCUAUUCAUUUCUGCACAAUCUAUUUUUUUUUUAAUAACUUCUCCUUCCUGGGAUAUUUUCUCUGUUUUCCAAUUUUCGGCCAAAACAAUUUUUGCUGCUGUUCUUACAUGUAUAAUCAAAUAGAUAUUUUCUUUACUGGUUUUCUCUGGGAGGAUCCCCAAUAAGAACAGCUCCGGUUUUAAGUCAAUGUGUUGCUGAGUCAUUUCUUCUAAACAUACCUUUAUUUUAGUCCAAUAAUUUUUAGCUUCUGAGCAUGUCCACCACAUAUGAUAAUAAGAUCCUGGUAACUGGUGACAUUUCCAACAUUUAGUUCCCUGUGUCUCCUUCGUAGUUGAUGCUCGGGCAUGUUUCGGCCGUUGUUUACAGUUGGGGAAGGUCAUUCAAACAUCCAGGUUCUACAACUGCCCGGCUCAAGGAAGCGACUGUGCAGUGAACAGUCGUACAGCAAUUUGAAAGGGAUUAUGAUUUUUCCAAAGAAGUUGCUCAUAACGGUAAGUCCCCUGUGCAUCUAAUCAGUUAAGAUAAAAUAACUGAUCCCCUAAUAUAUCUCUACACAGGUGAUAGUUAACAAAUAUAUUAUGGAGAUUAGAAAGCACGCCACAAUGCAAAUAUUCCCAUGUGAGAAAGUCUCCGGAAGAAAUUUAUGGUAAAUACUUCUCUUUUUUUCUGAGAAACAUCUCAGAGUUUCACCACUGGAAGAGUUGACUUGGUCCUGUGAGGAGGACACAGCUCUGCACCCAAGGAUAUUGGCGCAAGAGGGCUGCCCAGAGUUCCUGUGUCCAGACGGUUCCUCCAUUGUCCACCAAGAUGGUCCUCCUUCCUUCCCUUCUUCUUGUCCUCAUCUGCCUGUCGGGAUCCUUCGGCCAAAAAGAUCUCUGGAACAAAGUCUUUGCAUUCCCAAGAUCGUCUUCCACAGCCACCGUGGUUCUCCAUGUCUCCAACCAGCAACCCUUGACCAAGCUGACCAUCUGCUUGAGAUACUACACCCUCCUGGCCCGUCCGUACGGCCUCUUCUCUUACGCCACCCGCUCCAGCGACAACGAUAUCCUGAUCUUCAAGGACCAACCCAAUGAAUAUUCCAUUUACAUUGGUGGUUCAGUGUCAAAUUUCAAGGUCGCUUCAAAGGAGAAACCGAGCUGGGAGCACAUCUGCGUGUCCUGGGACUCCAGCAACGGGCUUGUCCAGUUGUGGCUGAACGGAGAACCCCUCCCUCGACAGGGACUGAAAAAGGGUUACAGCAUCAGCCCCGAGGCCUCCAUCGUGGUGGGGCAGGACCAGGAUGACUUCGGAGGGGGCUUUGACAUCAACCAGUCCUUCGUGGGGGAGAUUACGGAUGUCAUCCUGUGGCCCCGGGUGCUGAGCCCUGUUGAGAUCAGAAUGGUCAGGAACAAGAUUGAUCCCCGUGACCCUGUGAUUAAUUGGAGGUCCCUGAGCUACACCAUCAAGAACGAUGUCUUUGUGGAGGAUUUCCUGGCUCCCCAAAACUCCUGCGUCUGA
Molecule: messenger RNA, 1675 nt
Organism: Ahaetulla prasina
Lineage: Eukaryota; Metazoa; Chordata; Lepidosauria; Squamata; Colubridae
Product: serum amyloid P-component-like
Exons: 2
Coding region: 986-1675 (229 amino acids)
Biological process (GO): innate immune response
Molecular function (GO): complement component C1q complex binding
Source: RefSeq, a predicted model, not a curated record